AAAAGGGAGGGCCCGUGCGCCGAGCUGGAACUUGCUGGGCGAGGAGGGGGUUGUUCCCCGGGAACACGGCGGCCGAGAGUGGCAAGCCCUCUUGGCCCACCGAGCCCUGGGGCGGCGGGCUCUGGGGAAGGCCCAGACCCACACACUGAGGGCAUUCUGGCCUCCAGAUGCAGACGCGCUGGUAGCCGCGCUGCUUCUGGAAUUGCAGCCCGCUGUAGGGUUCGAACUGGUGGGAGGCUUUGCUGAGUCCCGGUUAAACAAUAGUGGGGCCCGCGCCGCCCUCCUUAGCCGCGCGCCGGCCCGCGGAGCUGCCUUCCUUCCACCUGGAGGGGCGCGCGGAGAGCAGAGGCCCGGCUGGCCGCCUGGCCGGCUGCGCCAGCGCGCGGCUAAUCUUAACUGUUGAUUACAUCUCUGGUGAAGACUCCCUCGUAGACCCCUCAUAUGUCUCAUUUGUAAUUGAGACUAAUGAUUACAGUGGGGUGGGAAAGGAGCAGCUGCUCAUUAAUUAAUUUCUAAUUAAAAGUGCCUCCCCUCCUCGGUGACUAAGGAGAAACACGGUUCGUCGGGGCGCUAUUGACUCCGCGGAUGAAAUUCAUUUGUUACAGCCGUGCGCCCUCCGCCCGGGGCUGCGCGGCCGAGCGACCCACGCGUCUGCCGCCCGGCCGGGCUGCGCGGAGUGGGGCUGACGUCAGAGCCUCCGCCGCUUAAAGCCGCGCGCCGCUGACGUGACGGAUUCGCACGACUCUUUUUUUUUUUUUUCCUUUUUUGCAAAAUAUGUAUUUGUGUCGCCGCUGCGAGGCCGGUCGGUCCCAGAGCCCCCUGGAGGCUCCGGACUGUGAAGCUAAAAGGAUCGCCGCGUCCGUCGCGGCUCACUUUCCUACCCAGUUAGAAAAGUUUGUGGAGCGCGUGUCUGAAUUAACCCGCUCUUCUGCUUUGCCCGCCCAGCGCCUAGAAGCCGGCGGCCCCGGAGCAGUGGCCGCGCCACGCCGUCCCCCUCGCGCAGGACCCCGCCGGCCCCGCCCGUCGACCCCGGGCCGCGCCCGCCAUGUCCUACCCGCAGUUUGGGUACCCCUACUCCUCGGCACCCCAGUUCCUGAUGACCACCAACUCCCUGAGCACGUGCUGCGAAUCCGGUGGCCGCACGCUGGCCGACUCCAGGCCGGCUGCCUCAGCCCAGGCGCCCGUCUACUGCCCGGUCUACGAGAGCCGGCUGCUGGCCACCGCGCGCCACGAGCUGAACUCAGCGGCGGCGCUUGGCGUCUAUGGGGGCCCCUACGGCGGCUCGCAGGGCUACGGCAACUACGUGACCUACGGUUCUGAGGCGUCUGCCUUUUACUCGCUGAACAGCUUCGACUCCAAGGACGCACCGGGAUCUGCGCAUGCGGGCCUCGCUCCGGCAGCGGCCACAGCCUACUACCCCUACGAGCCGGCGUUGGGCCAGUACCCCUACGACAGCCGCGUGGGCCUGGCGCUGGCCGCCUGCCCGCGGCGCAGGGGCCGCUGCCGGCGCCCCAUUGCCCAGCCUGUCUCCAGGUACGGGACCAUGGACAGCGGCACGCGGCGGAAGAACGCCACGCGCGAGACCACCAGCACCCUCAAGGCCUGGCUGCAGGAGCACCGCAAGAACCCCUACCCCACCAAGGGCGAGAAGAUCAUGCUGGCCAUCAUCACCAAGAUGACCCUCACGCAGGUCUCCACCUGGUUCGCCAACGCGCGCCGGCGCCUCAAGAAGGAGAACAAGAUGACGUGGCCGCCGAGGAACAAGUGUGCGGAUGAGAAGCGGCCCUACGCGGAGGGCGAGGAGGAAGAGGGGGGCGAGGAGGAAGCCAGGGCGCAGCCCCUCAAGAGCACCAAAGGUGCAGAGCCCACAGACAAAGAGAAGGAUCUGGAGCUCAGCGACUUGGAGGACUUCGACCCCCUGGAGGGGGAGCCCCCAGAGUGCGAGCUGAAGCCGCCCUUCCAACCCCUGGAUGGAGGCCUGGAUCGAGUCCCCGCCAUGCCAGACGGCCCCAGCGCCCCCGGGAAGGAGGCUCCGGGCGCCCUCCGGAUGCCCCUGGCCGCCGGGGGUGGGGCCACUCUGGACCAGGACCUGGAGAGGGCCCGGAGCUGCCUCCGGAGCACGGCGGCUCGGCCGGAGCACCAGGCGGGCGCGGGCGCGGGCGCGGGGGUUGGCCCGCAGGCCUGCGAGCCCAAGCUGGGCUUUGCUCCAGCGGGGGCGUCGGCGGGCCUCGAGGCCAAGCCGCGCAUCUGGUCCCUGGCACACACGGCCACCGCGGCCGCCGCCACCGCCCUCGGCCAGACUGAGUUUCCCUCGUGCAUGCUCAAGCGCCAUGGCCCCGCUGGCCCUGCGGCCCCCUCCUCGGCGCCCGCCUCCUCCUCGCCUGCGACCCCGGCUCCCGCCGGUGCCCUGGACAGGCACCAGGACUCCCCGGUAACCAGUCUCAGAAACUGGGUGGACGGGGUCUUCCACGACCCCAUCCUCAGACACAGCACUUUGAACCAGGCCUGGGCCAGCGCCAAGGGCGCCCUCCUGGACCCGGGGCCGCUGGGCCGCUCGCUGGCGGGGGGCGCCAACGUGCUGACGACGCCCCUGGCGCGCUCCUUCCCGCCCGCCGCGCCCCAAGACGCCCCCGCCUCCGGCGCUGCCAAGGAGCUGCUGGCCACGCCCAAGGCCGGCGGCAAGCCCUUCUGCGCCUAGCUGGCCGCCUGCCUGGGCGAGGAGGCAGCCGGCGCUCGGGCUGCAGGCUCCAACUCUUUUUCUACCGAGUUUCCAAAGUGAGGCAAGAGCUCGGCAAAGCUCAGGUCGCCAACCCACCCUGGAGGGAGGAUCUGAACUCGGGCUCCCGGGGCCACGGACAAGCCCCCGGAGCGCCCGGACAGGAGUCCUCCCGGCCGUGCCAAACUCGGGGACCGAGCAGGAUAGGGCUGCUGUCAGAGCAGCAGGGAAACACCCUGAAGCAAAAAGUUUACGUGCAAAAGUUUACACACAGAAGACGUUUCCGUUCCGAGGCCUGUCUGUGUACCUGUCUGCUUUGGGUUGAGGCUUUGCCGCCGUUCCUUGUGAAGACUCCUCAGCCUGCUGGCCUUCCGAUUCCAUCCUCCGCGCAUACUUUUCACCAACAACACUUCCACCGAGUUUACACUAUUGCACACUCUUAACUCGAUAAAAUUAUGUUUUUUUAAUGUAUGUUCACACCGAUAAUUGCCUGCUUCAGAGGCUAAUAUAACAAAACCAAUAAAACCGAGUGA
Messenger RNA from Lagenorhynchus albirostris (white-beaked dolphin), 3249 nucleotides. It is a transcript of the gene IRX4, whose product is annotated as iroquois homeobox 4. Gene Ontology annotation, cellular component: nucleus. Bases 1046 to 2698 code for a protein of 550 amino acids. The transcript is spliced from 5 exons. Lineage: Eukaryota; Metazoa; Chordata; Mammalia; Artiodactyla; Delphinidae. The record is from RefSeq and is a predicted model, not a curated record. Gene Ontology annotation, molecular function: DNA-binding transcription factor activity, RNA polymerase II-specific; RNA polymerase II cis-regulatory region sequence-specific DNA binding. Gene Ontology annotation, biological process: regulation of transcription by RNA polymerase II; cell development; neuron differentiation.